AUGAGCCGCCAACGGAAGAUAGUAUGCUUCGGUUCUGCGGGUAAUCAGUUUGGCAACAAUACGAAAUGCCCAGAUUCCGAUUCUUGCUGUCAGACUACUGAGCAAUGCCGACCGGAUCGGUUGUGCUCCUCCAACAACGACCCAGAUACUCUCAUCCGCGCGCCAUGCAGUGUCUACCCUUGGAACGGCAACUGUGCCAAAGUCUGUAUAGAGGAGGAUUCGUCUGGAUUCCUUCCACGAGUCAAUAUAUGUGCAGACGGUAGUUACUGCUGCGUCAAAGAUGCAACCUGCUGCGUCGACAAGCGUGGCUUUUUCCUGAACGACGAUGGAACAAUUAAAUCUCGCGCGAACGAAACCAUGCCCGAGCCAACAAGCUCUAGCACAGAACCAUCAGCCAUCAUCACCACCGCCGUACCUACCGACGGGUCAAUAACCGGCUCAAUAACCACCAGCCCACCGGCGGCGACCUCAUCUGCCGAUAAUCCGCAACCAGCAUCGUCUGGAUUGUCCCAACCAGCCAAAUUUGGUGUAGGAUUCGGCGUUGCGUUCGGAGUAGUCUUCCUCUUUUUGAUUGCAUUUUUUGCCUGGCGCAAGCGACAGCAAAAGAACCGAUUACAAAUGAACCCAGCGGCUUACCCGACCUACGGCCAAACAAGAAAGACGGGUGAUGUACCAGUCGAAUUGCCAGCUCCUAAUAAUCCCCCAUUGCCCGAGCUCGAUGGGUAUUAUUCCCAGGGUUCGAGGAAAUGA
Molecule: messenger RNA, 750 nt
Organism: Blastomyces dermatitidis ER-3
Lineage: Eukaryota; Fungi; Ascomycota; Eurotiomycetes; Onygenales; Ajellomycetaceae
Exons: 2
Coding region: 1-750 (249 amino acids)
Source: RefSeq, a predicted model, not a curated record